AUGUCGGCAUCACUCGUCACCGGUGGCACGGGCUUCGUCGGAAUCUACGUGAUUAAGCUACUCCUCGAACGAGGCCACCUAGUUCACACCACCGUUCGCUCACUCAAAAGCGAAAGAAAAUGCAAGCCGCUCUUGGACCUCCAGAAUCAGUUUCCUGGCCGCCUCCGCUUGUUUGAGGCCGACUUGAUGAAGAAAGGCUCUUUCGCCGAGGCCAUGAAGGGCUGUCAGGUUGUUUAUCACGUCGCAUCACCCUUCCUCCUACCCGACCAGAUCAAAGAUGGCCUUAAAGACUGCGUUGAGCCGGCACUCCAGGGGACCAAAAACGUAUUGGACUCUGUCAACCAGACGGAGAGUGUCCAACGCGUUGUUCUCACCUCGUCUGGUAAGUUCAGUGAUCAGCAGCCUCCAUGUUCCUGUCCCCCUGUCUUGGCCAAUGAUCUAACACGUCUUCCCUCAGUCUCCGCCACGUAUGGCGACAAUGCCGAUGUGCUCAAAGCCCCCAAGCAAAUCCUCACCGAGUCGUGCUGGAACGAGAGCAGCAGCGUCACCCACUAUCCAUAUGCCUACUCCAAGUUGGUGGCUGAGCGUGAGGCUUGGAAGAUGCAUGACCUUCAGGGCCGCUGGUCCCUUGUGGUGAUCAAUCCGGGCCUGGUCGUGGGUCCAUCACUGACUCCAGAGUCAAUCUCAGGCAGCCUGCACAUGCUGGAGGCCAUGUACCGCGGCGACAACCGCAUGGGCGUUGCCGACCUCUCGUACCCCGUUGCCGACGUGCGGGAAGUUGCCCAAGCCCAUGUCAAGGCGGGAGAGGACACAAGUGUCAAGGGGCGAUUCAUUGUCUCAGGCGACCGUACCAUCUCGCUGCUAGAAAUGGCCAACUUCGUGCGCCCUGUGCAUAAGAACCCCAAGGUGCUGCCGAGCCGGAACCUCCCAAGGCUGAUGGUCUACGCCGCUGGCCCCUUUAUUGGCAUUACGAAGAAGUGGUCCGCCGCAAAUCUUAGCACACCUUUCAAGGUCGACAACGGGAGAAGCAUCCGGGAGUUGGGCCUCAAGUACCGCCCAGUCGAGGAGAGCUUUCAAGCUCACUACAAGUCUUGGGAGCAGGCGAAGGCGUGA
This is a messenger RNA of Emericellopsis atlantica, 1113 nucleotides long. RefSeq names its product dihydroflavonol-4-reductase. The record is from RefSeq and is a predicted model, not a curated record. The transcript has a single exon. Gene Ontology annotation, molecular function: oxidoreductase activity, acting on the CH-OH group of donors, NAD or NADP as acceptor. The coding region runs from base 1 to 1113 and encodes 370 amino acids. NCBI's taxonomy places the organism in Eukaryota, Fungi, Ascomycota, Sordariomycetes, Hypocreales, Bionectriaceae.